AAAGACAAAAAGAGAGUGAAACCAAAGAAGUAAUUUAAAUAGCGGAGAAACUCAUUGAUUAUGAUUGAUCUCAACACCCUUUUGAGUCGCAUUUUCAUAAGCCAAAGUUUUUAAUUUUAAUUCUUUUCGAUUUGUGUCUUGUCUUACCAACAUUAAGGGUGUGAUUUGUUAAGAGAAAAAGAUGAAGAAUUCUCUUUCAGAUCAAGGUUUUUACAUUGAAAGUGAUGAAGAUGAAGAGAAGGUGUUGGGAAAAGGAGAGAAUGAUGGAAAUGAAUCAGAUUUUUCCAAUGACUCUGAUGAGAAUGAAGGAGAGAGGAGACCCAGUUCUUACAGCAUGGCAUGGCCUCAAAGUUACAGGCAAUCCAUUGAUCUGUAUGGUAGCGUGCCAUCGCCGAAUAUAGGAUUUCUUGGAACGACGUCAUUGGCAAGAUUAGGCAGUUCUUUUCUUGGUUCAACUUUGACAAGGAGGCCAACUGCUGAAACUUUACAGCCAGAGAGAAAGCCUCUGCUACCACCGUCGGUCGACGAGCAGCAUCGCCGUAGCUCUCAGAUAUUGCUUCCUCCCCUACCAUCUAGGAAGUCUUCAAUUAGGAAGGAUAUUUCCAAGAUAUCUCAUGAAGUUCAUUUUCCUGGUCAAUGCACUUUUGGACAAGCUGUGCUUAAUGGCAUAAAUGCUCUUUGUGGGGUUGGAAUCCUUUCAGUCCCUUAUGCUCUCAAAGAAGGUGGUUGGGCUGCACUUUCAAUCUUACUGAUAUUUUCAGUAUUUUCCUUUUACACUGGCUUGCUGUUGCGUUAUUGCUUGGACAGUCAACCUGGACUUGAAACUUAUCCCGACAUUGGCCAAGCUGCUUUUGGUACUUAUGGACGUGUUGUCAUUUCGGUGAUAUUAUACAUGGAAUUAUAUGCUUGUUGCAUUGAAUACAUAAUUCUCGAAAGUGACAAUCUAUCUUCAUUAUUUCCAAAUGCACACUUAAGUUUCGGUGGAUUUGAAUUGAAUGCACACAUUCUGUUUGCAAUCUUGAGCACAUUGGCUAUUCUUCCAACCGUUUGGCUCCGGGACCUUCGCAUUCUAAGUUACAUAUCAGCUUGCGGAGUGAUUGCAACGGUUGUAGUGGUUCUGUGCUUGUUGUGGGUCGGAGUGGUAGAUGAUGUUCCCAUGCAUACAGAAGGAACAAUAACACUGAGGCUUUCAACAUUCCCUGUUGCUGUUGGUCUCUAUGGUUACUGCUUCGCAGGACAUGCUGUAUUCCCAAAUCUGUAUACAGCUAUGGCAAAUCGAAAUCAAUUCCCUAAAGUACUCUUGACUUGUUUUGCUAUUUGUACAACUAUGUAUUUCACCGUAGCUGUUGUGGGAUACACAAUGUUUGGAGAAAAUACGCUGUCUCAGUAUACUCUUAACAUGCCUCGAGGAUUAGUAGCCUCCAAGAUUGCUGUGUGGACUACGGUGGUUAAUCCAUUUACCAAAUAUGCUUUGAGUCUAACUCCAGUAGCAUUGUCACUAGAGGAAUUGAUACCACCAAAUAAUCCAAACUUUCAGUUCUAUUCCAUCGGCAUCAGAACAGCACUAGUGGUUUCUACACUGCUUGUUGGUCUUUCAGUUCCCUUUUUCGGUUUGGUAAUGUCAUUAAUUGGAUCCUUGCUCACAAUGUUUGUUUCCCUUAUUCUACCAUCUGCUUGUUUCCUAAGCAUUAAGGGAGGCAGAAUCAAGCGCUCUCAGGUACUACUAUGUGUUACAGUGGUUAUAGUAGGUCUUGUAUCAUGCGGUUUUGGAUCAUACUCAGCCAUCUCGGAGAUGAUUGCGGAAAUGUUUGCAUGAAGUUUUGCAGCUUAAAUCUUGGAUUAUGACAUUUCUCUGCUAUUUUGUUAGCCAAAUUCCAGUUCAUAUAACUGCUUUAGAUAAUUUUAUUUCCCACCCCGAAGUUUGAUCUCAACUUUUCACUCUCUGUGGUUUCUCCAUUUUGUUACUUUUACUUGUGGUUAUCGCGGUUUUAUUACCAUAUCACAAAACAAAGUGUUGCUCGGUUUUGAAGUUUGGUGAAGUUAAUCAUAUACUGUGGCAGAGAACCAAAUCUGAGAUUGUAUGCUGAGAUCAAAUGCUUUAUUAAGGGGAAAUUUUGAUGCAUAGAAUUGUGGAUGAGGAAUUGAUAAAUGCAUUUAUUGCAUUUGAAUGAGAUUUUUGUUUUAAGAACACAAUUUAAACACUGUUGUCCUCUUGAAAUGGUAUACAGUCUUGCCUUGGCUAGCAAGACAUUGCUACGACA
Medicago truncatula (barrel medic) is the source of this 2261-nucleotide messenger RNA. RefSeq names its product amino acid transporter AVT1C. The transcript is spliced from 13 exons. Gene Ontology annotation, biological process: amino acid transmembrane transport. Lineage: Eukaryota; Viridiplantae; Streptophyta; Magnoliopsida; Fabales; Fabaceae. Gene Ontology annotation, cellular component: vacuolar membrane. The record is from RefSeq and is a predicted model, not a curated record. Bases 182 to 1816 code for a protein of 544 amino acids. Gene Ontology annotation, molecular function: L-amino acid transmembrane transporter activity.